AUGGAUCAGUGGCUACAGAAUCAAGGUCCCAGCAUGAGUUAUGAAGAUUGGACAAAGAAACUAGAAGAGGUCCACACCGAUCUUGGAAACCCUCUGCCCAGAGAAAUUGAAUGGGUUGCAUGCAAAGGUUCAAAGCCUCAUUUUCGCGGAUACACUUGUGGUGUCUGGGUACUGGCACACGCUAUGGCAGCAGAAGCAUACAAACAAGAAGCCAAUAAUGCUACUUUCAACCCUGUCACAGAAUUCUUGGACCCAUUCUAUCAUUUUGUCGUCAAAUUUUUGAGUUGUGAAUGGUGUGCCAAGAACUUCAGAAAAGAGGCUGUUAGCUUCAAGAUGAAGGAAGUUGCUACCAGAGAACAAUUGGUUAUGUGGUUAUGGCGCGUACAUAACUUCGUCAACAAACGUCUAUCUGGUUAUCAUAGCGACGAUCCGAAGUUCCCCAAGAGACAAUUCCCACCACCGGUUCUGUGCAGCCAGUGCUACACUCCAGAUGGUGCUUUCGAUGAGGAGGAAGUGCUGAAGUUCCUGAUCAGAUACUUCAGUGACAUUCGGCAAGACUCCGUUCAGGCGUGUCGCAUCAACUAUGCUGAUCUAACGCUAUAG
Cylicostephanus goldi is the source of this 603-nucleotide messenger RNA. NCBI's taxonomy places the organism in Eukaryota, Metazoa, Nematoda, Chromadorea, Rhabditida, Strongylidae. The record is from the annotation of a GenBank genome assembly.